AAUUUAUUAAAAAAAUAAAAUUAUGGAUUCUCAAAAUGAAAAAACAAACAAUGAAUGUGAUCAUUUGCCAAUAGAGGAGUCCAUAAGAUUAUCUAAACAAUUGUUAGAUAACGUACUCAAAGAUAACGAUACCGUCAAAGGAUUAGCCGAAGUUGAGCCCUAUUGUGAUCGUAGUAUUUAUCAUAGCUUUUUGAAAAUGAUUUGUAUGAUUAUUACCGCAAUCGUCACAAUGGAUAAAUUAGAUAUAGAGAGUGCCAAUCAAUCGGUUGAAGAAACAAAAAAAUUAUGCAAUAAAUAUAGAAAAACUGGUUUUAUUAUAAGUUUCAUGAAAUUGUUAAAAACACCUGAUUAUGACAAAUACACAGAUUUGGAGUUGCACUCAGAAUUAAUACAUACUAUAUGUUAUGUAAGCAGUGCUGCUGUUUUAGCCAUUGAAACCAAUAAUAUCUAUAGUUUGAUUCGAUUAGCUUAUAGACUGCAAAAAUGUAUCAAAAAUUUCAGAUAUUGUAAGAUAAGUGCGAAAACUCGCACACAUUGGGAAAAUGAAUUAUCUGAAAAUACGUACAAAUCUGCUGUUUUAUUGGGUAACGGUUUGAGAAAUUUAGCCAUAAGUAAUAUACCACCAAAAGUAUUGGCAAUCAUAAACUUUUUGGGCAUUAAAGGCAGUGAAAGUAAUGGUUGGAAGAGUAUAAAUGAGGGAACAUUGGUUGAACCGGGAAUUUUUAGUAUACCUUGUGUUUGGUUUCGUAUAGCCUAUUGGUUAUACGCUGAACCACAUGGAUAUAUGGGUCCUAAAAAUAAUGACUUUUGCAGACAAGUCUUGAAUAGUCAAUUGGAAAUAUAUCCUAAGAAUCUAAUACUUCGUACGGCUGAAGCAAAGUUAGAAGAAAUUAGUGGAAACAUUGAUAAAGCCAUUGAAAUCUAUAAUGAAUUGUUGUCUGAUCCACAUAUGGCACCCAAACGUAUUUUUCAUUUUCAUUUAAUGUUUUGUUAUGCACUGAAAUGUGAUUGGGAUCCAUGCAUUGACAAUGCAAGUAAGUUCCGCACCGGUAGCUUAUAUUCACCAGCAAUGGCCACAUAUUUUGAAGCAAUAGUUCGUUACGCAAAAGCUGUAGACUUGGAUGAUAAAGAAGAAAUGGAAAAAGCUGUCAAACUAUUUAAAGUUACUCCAUCAUUACGUAUCCGACAUUUGGGUAAAACAAUAACACCUGAAAAGAUAGCGGUUGUCCGAUCGGAAAAUUUUUUUAAAAACAACAAUCUAUUAGUUUUACCCGAUAUUGAAGUUUUAUGUGAAACAAAUUAUAUUAUUUUUAUCAAAAAUGAUAAAAAUUUAUUACAAAAAUUCAUGUCAAGAAUUGAUAAACAAAUUAACAAACAUAAAGAAGAUCUAAGUAUAUUAUUUUUUUAUUAA
Messenger RNA from Oppia nitens, 1411 nucleotides. Its product is annotated as tetratricopeptide repeat protein 39A-like. The transcript has 8 exons. The coding region runs from base 23 to 1411 and encodes 462 amino acids. NCBI's taxonomy places the organism in Eukaryota, Metazoa, Arthropoda, Arachnida, Sarcoptiformes, Oppiidae. The record is from RefSeq and is a predicted model, not a curated record. Gene Ontology annotation, molecular function: protein binding.